Danio rerio (zebrafish) is the source of this 1535-nucleotide messenger RNA. It is a transcript of the gene vgll4l, whose product is annotated as vestigial like 4 like. The record is from RefSeq and is marked provisional. NCBI's taxonomy places the organism in Eukaryota, Metazoa, Chordata, Actinopteri, Cypriniformes, Danionidae. Gene Ontology annotation, biological process: regulation of DNA-templated transcription.
ACUGACAAUUCAAACGCUGAGCGAGGAACAAUUCACAACUCAACUCAGAUUUAGAAGAAUUGUGCGCUGAAGAUUCAGGAAUGGCGGUCACUAAUUUCCACUACAUAACCAGGAUGAGCAGUGGUUUCAAAGUAUACAUCUUAGAGGGACAGCCCAAUCUGAGGAGCGAAGACAGAUUUCGGCACAUGACCAGCGACAGAGUGCGCAUGCGCCCCGCACACCCCAUGAAGCGCAAGCACAGUUCAGACAGAGGACGGACGCUUGAGGAGAGAAGAGAAAGGGCCCUCAGUAAGUGUGUGGCCAACAGUGCCCGCAGGUCAUCUGGGUUCAGUAUUCCUGAAAGCCCCACAUCCACAUGGAGCCCGACAGCGAGCCCCACUCACCUGAUCCCCAGCCCAGUGUUCUCCAGCCCAGUCAUGGACGAGCCUCUGGCUCUGAUCAAGAAACCACGACCAGAACCAGAGAAAACAGAGAGCCAAAACAAAGCCACAACACAAAUACAGAUGCGGCCAUCUGUCAUCACUUGCGUCUCUUCUGCAUCAAGGUCAACAAAGCAGGACUGCUGCAAUCACUCAACUGCUGUAAGCAAACACAGUUAUGACCACGUCGAAGAGCAUUUCCAGAGGAGCCUCGGCAUUAACUACCACAGAGCCACGUCCAUCAGCGUGUCUGUAGACGACCAUUUUGCCAAGGCGUUAGGCGAUAAAUGGCUCCAGCUCAAAGCAUCAUCUUCAUCCUGUCAUUCAUCCUCUUCUUCGUCAUCUUCAUCUCCACCAAGCAGUCCAACCUUCAUCCAUUCACCAGGUUACAGCCCCAAAAGGGCUCGCAAAGAUUCGAGCAGUCCAACCACAACCACACCAAACUUCUGGUCUGAUAAAUGAAGACGAGAGAAGGAAUUAGACGUAAAUAUGACACAAAAUGGACUAGAGAUGCAUGUGCAUGCAUCUCUGCUGUAUAAAGCCAAAGGCAGGUUGUUUGAUAGUCAACAGUCAAUAAGCAGGUUAAAUUAUAUUUAACCCUUUAAAAGGCAUCAUAACUGCCUGGUUGGUUAUCAUUAAAACUCAAAAUUCACUUAGAGCAGUGUCAAGAACACAAUUUAACCAAAAAGAGUGGAUGUUAAAGGGUUAAAAGGGAGAUAUUCAAUGUCUGACUGUUUUCGGCUCAUUUUAUGGUAGCUAAGCGUCGUUGGAGAAGCUUUGUCAUUGGUUUUAUGGGUUUUUUGUUGACUGUGAUUGCACUGAUUAUUGCUAGUAACAUUUCAUUCAAGCUUUCUUCUGACAAUACAUGUGUAUUUAUAUGAGACACUGUACAUGGAUUGUUUAAACUAAAAGGAGCACUGAGCAAAAUACAGCAAAACAUUACUUGGUCAGAAAGUUUUAUGUUUUUUACAUUUGAAAACAAUGCUUAAGUAAAAAAGAGGUGGAUUACUGUUAGGCAUCACUGUAUGGGCUAUUGCUGUUCAUUUCAAUGCCUGUGUAAAUUUUAAGCUUUUUAUACAAGUGUACAUAUUUGUAAUAAACCUUUUUUUAAAUGAA